Molecule: messenger RNA, 1900 nt
Organism: Paramacrobiotus metropolitanus
Lineage: Eukaryota; Metazoa; Tardigrada; Eutardigrada; Parachela; Macrobiotidae
Product: malectin-B-like
Exons: 6
Coding region: 655-1617 (320 amino acids)
Cellular component (GO): membrane
Molecular function (GO): carbohydrate binding
Source: RefSeq, a predicted model, not a curated record
CUGGCUUGUGAAUUUUUUUUUAACUAUAGAACUGCAAAUUCAGAAAACUUUCCCAGAGAAUGUCUGAGAUAGACUCUCUGUAAUUUUCGGCAGCGUUUGAUUAAGUAUUUUGAUUUCGGUACAGUACUCGUAAGAGUAUACCUGAAAUGAAUAGGACCGGAAGUAGGUAGGACACAUGCACAUGCUGAGCUGAGUGUGCUGACAGGCGACAGCGGAGGGCGGGCGGCAGUCAGUCAGCUCUGCAGAGCGUGCCACCGCCCGUGCGGGUGCAUUACGUCGGGCAUGACGUUGAAAACUUCCUAUCGAUCGAGCCAGCUUCCACACCUGCAUUAAUUUUCAUUUGAAGUUUGAACGGUGCGCUUCAACUAGCAGAAACAGGUUCUCAUCUUUCUUCCAAGUUUCAUUUUACGUUACUGGCGUGUCGGGCAUUCCGUUGCAUAAUUUGUGGAGAUUGCGUGGCUGUCCAUCAUCGGAAAGCAGUGCGAGCCCUGAGGCGUGGUGGUGGCAGCAGGCUGUGGCAGCCGUCGUCUUUCUCGUCUCCUGAGUCUUCUGCCUGGCAGUGGCUGCGGAACUGAACCCGCUGGGCUCUUAGCGGCGGACGCACGAGUCACAGUCCGUCAGUUCAACGCUUCCCCGUCGUCCUCCGUUGCUCAAAUGCUGCAGGCUAGUCGUCGGCGGCCCCUGGCUCCCUGCUGGCUAUGGGGCGUCCUCCUCGCUGCCGUCUGCUUGCAUCGCAGCACGGCGCAGGAUCCCUCCUCAUCCCCCUCCCCUAUCCCGGGCCCUGGGGUGGAGGAAGCCCGUAGGGCCACGGGCCGCAAGCUGGACAUCCUGUACGCCAUCAACUGCGGCGGGGAGGAGCACGUCGACCACUUCGGGGUGCCCUACAUGAGCGAUCCGGGGCGGGACGGGCAGGCCAGCGACUACGGCCUGCACUGGCAGACCAUCAGCAACGCGCACCCCGACGACUUCAUCCUGUACCAGACGGAGCGCUACGCCGAGCAGACCUUCGGCUACGACAUCCCCAUCCCCAAGACGCACAAGCAGACCAACUUUGUCCUCGUCCUCAAGUUUGCGGAGGUGUACUUUAACCAGCCUCAAAUGAAGGUGUUCGACGUACUGCUGAACGGCGAGCACCUGGUGGUGGACGGGCUGGACAUUUUCGAGCGCGCGGGCGGCCGCGCCGCCGCCUUCGACGUGCACAUCCCCUUCCGCAUCACCGGCAACAAGCUGCUGCUGACGCACACCGCCGAGGAGUCCGACUACUCCGGCACGCUGCGCCUCGACUUCGUCAAGACAUCCCAGGACAACCCCAAGUGCAACGCCUUCUACGUGGCGCGCGGCUCCCUGGAAGAUAUCCCGCGCUACGAGCCGCCGGCCCGUCGCGAAGAGGAGGAGGAAGAGGGCGCUGCGCCAGGCGGCGGGGAGCGCGCCCCCUCCGAGGAGGAGGCCGAGGCGGAGGCCUGGGCGUGGUCGGCGCCGCAGCUGGACUUCCCGGCGCCGGCCAGUCCGCCGGCGGAGGAGGAGCUGCCCGGGGGCCUGGGCCUGGACAAGUACUACCCCGUCAUCGCCGUCUUUCUCUUCAUCGCCCUCCUCACCGCCUGCCUCUUCAAACUCUGAUCCACUCCGUUCUCAUACAACACCGGAUCGUCGCGGAUGGGUCGCGCAGUCGGGGAAGGCAGUCGCAGCUUUUGUACGUUGUGUUAGCUUGGUCAAUCAGGUCAGAUCCAGUCAGUAUUGGACGCAUAGCAGAUUAUCUACCGCCGUCUCAGUCCAGUUUUUUAUUCCCCAUUGUGACACUUUUUUGUGGCUAGUAAUCAGAGCUUUUUUCUCUAAUUUAUUCUCCCUUCGGUAGUUAUUGUCGCGUGUGUUAGGAAUGACAAAAUAAAUGAGAAAUAAAAAU